This is a messenger RNA of Haliotis rufescens (red abalone), 6090 nucleotides long. Its product is annotated as unconventional myosin-Ia-like. Gene Ontology annotation, cellular component: myosin complex. Lineage: Eukaryota; Metazoa; Mollusca; Gastropoda; Lepetellida; Haliotidae. The coding region runs from base 562 to 4080 and encodes 1172 amino acids. Gene Ontology annotation, molecular function: ATP binding; cytoskeletal motor activity; protein binding. The record is from RefSeq and is a predicted model, not a curated record. The transcript is spliced from 29 exons. Gene Ontology annotation, biological process: regulation of DNA-templated transcription.
GAAGCGCUGAAGACUGGUAUUAUUCACGAAAAGGGUGUGGUCUGAUACGAAUAUAUUACAAGCUUGUAUUAAAAGAUGGUCAAAUUGAUACGGUUUAAAAAGUUACACGGCUGAAAGUGACGUUUACACUCUGCGAACCAUGCCACUUGGAAAGAUGAUUAUGUAUCCCGAAGUGGUAAAAGAAUACCCGAUAUAGCGCUAGUAUUUGCCCCGGCGACAAAGCACUUCCUGGUUCAUGAAGGUGUACGACGGAGGGGGGUACCCAGCCCUAUGGAUUUGUAACUCGAUCGCGGUGACAGGCGAUAAGCUACACCUGUAUUCACAUCAGUAAUCUCGCACGAGUUGCCCUACCUGAGCAGCGCAGUAAAUAAUGACCCAGUUUGAUAAUAACAUUACGUCUUCAAAAGAUGGCAUGUGUUGUCUGACAUGAUCGGAACGCUAGUGAAUUGAUUUUGUACAGGUCACCUAUCUACAUCUGUGCUGUGUGGAUUUUGUGAUACAUUACUGGACGACAUAUCUCCUGCAUGGCGGUGUAUGGACCCGUGAGGUAGUGUGACCAGUAUGGCUGGGCCAAUGGCAGCGCAGUGGGGUCAACAACCCACUGAUAACCUUUCAACCCUAGUUGACCCCGACCUUAAUGAAGUGAUAGGCAUCCUACAUCAACGUUUUCAAAAUCAACAUAUAUACACAACAAUCGGAGAUAUCCUCUUGUCCGUGAACCCACAACAGACGAUCCCUCUCUAUGGCUCGCGGGUUGGAGAUUUCUACAAAGAUGUGCCGUCCGCCCUGUCUCAGCAGCCUCACAUCUUCAUGACAGCAUGUCGCGCCCAUCGCUACCUUCAGAUACACAACACUGACCAGGCUAUUGUUUUGUCAGGGGAAAACGGGUCAGGAAAAACAGAAGCUGUGAAAAUCCUAGUUUCCCAAUUCGGGCGCCUGUCGACAGUCGGGUCACAGGAUCCUCCACAGAGCGAUGUAGCCAGUCUCCUGACCGAGGCAAUGUCCUUGUUGGAAGAGUUUGGCAACGCGGACGUCGGUAUCAACCGCAACUCCAGCAGACACGGCAAGAUGGUGGAACUCGCGUGGGAUGACGGGAAGCUAGUCGGAGCCGAAAUAAUGGUUUUGGGUCUGGAAAAGAACCGGGUGAUGUUCUCAGAAGACGGGGAAAAGAAUUUCCAUGUUUUCUACAGAAUGUUGGUUGGAUUUGAUCAGGAAAUGCGAACACGGCAUAGACACAAUCAGUCCUACAGGAUCCUCGAGCCCAUUGAUGGGGGGCAGAUAUACAGAGACAUGGCUGAUGCGGAAGACAACGAGGUCAAAUACAGAUACCUCCGCGAGUAUCUCAACACACUCGGCAUAGAACAUCAGACAUUCCGAUCUGGCCGACAGACAGCAGGGACCGCCAUAUUUGAAGUUUUGAGUGCAUUGUUGCAUCUUGGGAACAUUCAUUUCGCGCCAGAUCCGGAAUCAGAUUCAGCUUUUGUGGCAAACCAGGCGGAAGUUGAGGCAGCUGCCGAAUUGUUGGGAGUUCAAGCGCAAGACAUUUCCGGGAUGUUGUUGACUCGCUAUGGAUAUUCAGGAAGUCAGCGGGUGAUGUACCGGAGGGAUACAAGCGGCGCCAGUCUUACCAGGAACAGUUUUGUUCGGCACAUCUAUUUCCAGCUCUUUGAUUGGCUGGUUAAAACAAUCAAUAAGAGACUUGCUCCGACUGGACAGUACAGACACAAUUCGAAACAACUUAAAACAGUGGGAAUUCUGGAUCUUCCCGGGUUUGAGAAUUUGAUGACCAACAGUUUAGAGCAGCUUCAUUUUAACCUAGCGGAGGAGAGGCUCCAAGAUCACGUGACUGAACUUGUCUUCCGGCGAGAGUUCCAUGACCUUCAAACUGAUGACAUCAAAGUUCCUGAUACCAAAUUCAGAGACAACUCAGAGGUUCUUGAUGCUUUCUAUGAUAGCAACAUUGGCUUGCUACGUCUUAUGGACGAGAACACCGACCCGAGUCCGAACGCCGACAUGGAUCUGCUGAACGACAUCAAAAGGAGACAUAGCAAGAAGUCCUCAGUGGUGAAGACGGAUAACACUGGUCAAACGUUCAUGGUCAUUCACCAUCGGGGCCAGGUUAUAUACAACAUCGAGGUAUUACUGACAAAGAACAGGCCGGUCAGAGUACGCAGCUUUGACGCUCUUCUGGAGUACAGCCAGAACCCUUUAUUGCAUGAACUCAUGUCCACGCCACACGAUGGAAGUUCACAUUCUCGUCAUCCGGGCGACACAUCUGAUGACCUCACGUUAACACAGACAUACGCGGCAGCUCUGAGAGGGAUGUUCCGCCGGCUAGAAGGACGAGAAACACAGCAUGUUUGGUGCAUCCGUCCCAAUAUGACGUUACAACCUGGUGUGUUUGACGUCGACGUCGUCGCAAGACAGUUGACUGCCAUGAACGUCGUUGAAGCUGCUCGCAUCAGGUCCAUGGGCUAUCCCGUCAGGAUCUCCACCAGAGACUUCAUUGAUCGCUAUAGAUUUGUCGGCCUCCCGCUAUCUGCCCACAUCGACUCACCACAGGGGGCGUGCCACCGGAUAAUUAGAAAAGCCGGAAUCCCUGACGGAGGGUGGCAGGUCAGACAAAGGAAGGUAAUGUUAGCUUGGUGGCACCAGGACUAUUUGGACACAGCACUAGAACGGGCUUUGCGUCACGUGAUCUUUGUACAGAGUCGGCUGCGAGGCUACGUUGCUAGGCGAAAGUUUUACAGAAUGAGACGAUACUUCCGAGAGGACAGGGACGAGUUGUCGAACUUUCUUGAUGACGUCAGUAGUCAUGGCCUGAGAACGUACCACGCAUGUCAAGCCCAAAGCGACCAUAACACCAGGGAGAUUGAGAGACAGUACACCGGUCGAGACGGCGGACGGAGACAGGCACGCCACCACAGCGACCGCUCAGAGCGCGACUCCUACUACAGCAGAUCUGGGUACAGAGGCCAGUCGGAAGUAUACAACGGCCAUAUCGACCAAACGUUGGACGAUUUCACUACAUUCAAGCAGACGGUGCUACAUGACGUCACCACCAAACGUGACCUUGACCCUACUUCGUGGUGUAAGGUCAUCUGUAUGGAGUAUGAUCGCCCAGUUGGCAAGUUCUACGUACAGAACAGAGACGUACAAAUCGACGGUACCUACGACCCCUUCGAUGGAGAUAGGUUAGGAAUUGGAGUGUUUCGAAAUCCAGAGCGAUCUAGGAAGACGGAGACAAUUAGGGCCUACCUUGGACAGGGCCUAGUCCUCCAUCAUGACACCGAGGGGAAUAUAUGGGCAAAGCGACUAUCCAACAAUGACGUCAUAGUUCAAGGUUAUGAUGACCCAGGCAAUCACUCUUUGUCCGCUGACGUAAUUCUGAACAAGGGAAGUCUUCCUCACGGCCAUUCGAUGAAGGUUUUUGACAUGAAAGAGUUGCGCAGCCGUAUUGGCCUGGAGUUGAAGUCGCAUACGUUCAACAGGACUCGUCUUCGUCAUCAGACCAUUGUCUGCUUCAGCUUACUGGAAGAAGAGAAGACAAUUCUGGACACUCCAUGUUGGCUUUGUGUGGUCAACAUCCACGCGCUCAAUGCCCUGGAGACGCCGGAUGUGCUGUCCCAGGUAGAGAAAAUGAUGGCCCAGGCAGAGCUCCGUACUGAGGACGAAGACCUGAAAGACGAGAAGUCCCAUGAUGCCAAGGCCAGGCGUCUCAGGACACAGUGGUCGAGGACAGAUCAGAGAGAGGGUUUUACUCAAGGAGAAUCAUCAAGGAAGCUUCGGAUCGCCCUGAGGAAGAGAGGGGAAGACAUAAAGAAUCACAUGGACUACAGCUGGAACACAGAUAGACGAGGAAGCUCCUCACAAAAACAAAUGACUGUAGACUCUCUCCAAGAACAAGUACUAAGAGACCCUGACGGUGGAUUGGAUGGCAGAAGAUCAGGUCCGACGUCGCCUAUCGGUACCGGUAAAACACGUGAGUGGGCCAAGGUCAAGGUGACAGUAAAGACGUCAAUGGCUAAAGAAGAAAGCGAGAUGGAUGCAAUGAUGAAAUCCAGAAUGUCAAGAUAUUAAAAAGAAAUUGUAUGUGAAAGAUCAAUUGAAUGUCAAAACGUGAGUAAGUUAUAAGCAGCGAUGGUUCCUGUAGUUCAAACUGUCAAAAGUAAGGCACUUUUUAUGAUGGCUUGUUGAUCUGUGAAGAAACGCGGGCCCAGGAAGAAUAUUUUAGGUUCUCACUGGAUAUCUCUCAUUUGAUGUUAUUGAGUAUUACAAUACCAACAUUACCGUAUGCAGUAUACAAAUAUGUACAACAUUCAAAUGUUUAGGAUCAGUUACGCCGAUCGCUUAACAUUCAUACACGUGAAGCAUCGUAGACAUGUUCCGCAUCUCUUUCUAUCUGUCUGUUGACAUUGCACAUGUGGCUUCUUGUCGUGGUAUUUGUGACAAUACCAUUGUUCAUUAUAGGUAUGACAAUCUCCCUCAUGUUCAUCAUAUAUGUCAAUAUCUUUAAAUGUAAAUCAUAUGAUGUCAAUCUCUUUAAAUGUAAUCAUGUAUGUCAAUAUCUUUAUAUGUUCUUCGUGGGUCGGUCGGGUAGCCUAGAGGUUAAAGCGUUCGCCCGUCACGCCGAAGACCCGGGUUCGAUUCCCGACAUGGGUACAUUGUGUGAAGCCCAUUUCUGGUGUCCCCCGCCGUGAUAUUGCUGGAAUAUUGCUAAAAGCGGCGUAAAACCAUACUCACUCACAUUAUAUGUUCUUCGUCUGUAUGUCAGUCUCCUUAAAUGUUCAUCAUAUAUGUCAAUCUUUAAAUUGUACAUCGUAAAUGUCCCUCUCUUUAAAUAUACAUCGAUCUCUUGAAAUUGAAGUUUGUCAAUUAUUUGAAAUGUGCAUCAUCUAUAUGUCCAUGUCUUUAAUGUGUUUCACAUAUAUGUUCAUAUCUUUAAUGUGCAUCAAUGUAUGUCUAUAUGUUUAAAUGUACAUCGUAUGUAGGUUUGGGGUAUUUUAGGUACAUGUACGUCCAUAUCUUUUCUGCACGAUUUCGUCACGGUUCCCAGUACGUGGUCCGAGGGAUACUUUUACACAAAGAUUGAAUCGAUUCCCCUUAAUCCACGUGACUGCUUUGAGCAAGGUGGCUCAAUUGUCUGCCAUCCGACGUUCACUCUGUAUCUCUUCUGCCCGCCUGCCCGGAGAGACAUAGCCAUCUUGGGGUUAGAGGCCCAGAGGGCCACAUGCAGGUCUAUGUAUAGAGGAUAUCACUGAUAGUGUGGUCUUGAAUCUGUAGAGGAGUCAAGUAUUGCUUUAACCUCUACCAGUGCGGUUGUAUUGUUAUGUGGAAACCCCUUAAAAUGACUUUAUGUCGAUCAUUGAUCUUUACUGAAGACAGUAACAUGUCCUUAAAUCAGUGUGAAUGAACAUCUCGGCUUUCGUAUUACAGUUUAGCGAAAUGUCUAAUAUGUGGCAAAUACCUCUACAACUGGCAAAUAGUCUCGUCACAAAAUGACUCUUAACAACGAGCCCACUAUUUGUAUUGAUUGUGUUCCAAAGCAGACGGCUUCAAAGAAGCCAAGCCAAUAUUUGAUUUCCUGUUAUAGAGGUUCCGAAAUCUGCCCCAUACAUAAUAGCCGUUCCUUUGCAAUGAAGCAUUGUAGUGAAUAUGGAAUAUUACAUGCGUAACAUGCAUCGCGUGUGAGGUGGAAUUAGAGCAAUAUUUCGUGCGUAUUAUCUUCUUUACUUUACUAAUUUGCAAAAUAUGAUAACUGACAAUUGGUUCAGUAUUGGCAAUGUGACGAGGGACACAAAUACAAAUGGGAGUUUUACAGACCUAUGCAAUAAUGUUCAGAUAUCUAUUAAUCUGUCCAUCUAUUCAGACAAAUGUUUAUACAUAUACACGUCGGCCAUUAUGUUCAUGAUGUAUUCAUACAGUAGCCGCAGCACAACCAUGUCUAUUGACAUCUAUUCAGAAUGUGUUGAAACAUUUAGUUUUAUGUCAUAUGACUGACUGGAUAAAUUAAUGGAUAUUCUCAUCGCAUGACGAAUUCAUAUAUAUAUAUAUAUAUAUAUAUGGUUUAAAAAUAAACGAUUUACACAC